AUGUCGCUGAUUGCUCUACUCUUCUACGCAUGUACGGCUGGUCGGGUUAGCACGAAAAUCCUCAAUCGAAUUAUAGGAAUAUCCGGAAGUGGAAGUUGGUUGCUGAUACUUUUUGCCCAGAAUUUCUACUACCUACUGAUAGCCCGGCUCCUAGCCGGAGUGACUUGCGGGUUGACCUUCACCAUAAUACCAGUCUAUCUUGCUGAAAUCGCUGAGGACUCAAUCAGAGGUACACUAGGAAGCCUUCUCGCGCUUGGCGUCAGUCUGGGAACAUUGCUGACUUUUAUUUUCAGUGCGACCCUGAGUUAUCGUGAUUUCGCUAUUUGUGGAUUGAUUGUGCCCAUAGUAUUCAUUGCUGGAUCCCUUUUCCUGCCUGAGUCUCCGGCUUAUUUCAUGAGGAAGGGACUCACUGAGAAAGCCACUGGAUCUCUCAUGUGGCUGAGAAAUAAUGAUCUGAAAGCUGUAGAUCGCGAGUUGAAACUACUGGAGACCGAAUUCAAACCUGAUUCACUGAAAAGACCAGGUUUAAAGGAUCUCUUCAGGGAUCGAGGAACGAUCAAGGCAGUAAUCAUUGCGGGAACUAUUUAUGCAGGACAGCAUUUUGGGGGAUGUGCAAUUCUUGACGCUUACAGUGGAAUGAUAAUCGAAAAAGCGAAUAAGGGAUCAAUCGCUGUGAGUGCAGCCGAUUCGCUUUUGAUCGUCGCUGUAACGCAAAUGAGCGGAUCAUUAAUAUCAACAUUUACGGUUGAUCACUUUGGGAGAAGAAAGCUUGUCAUUUCAUCUUGUGCAGGAAUGGGAAUUUGUCAUGCGGUUCUCGGAAUUCAUCUCUUCUUGCAAAAUCGAGAAUAUGAUCUCUCGUCGUUGCCCUGGAUUCCAACUGCUUCAGUUGCUGGUUUUACUCUUGCUUAUUCUGUAGGACUUGCUCCGGGCGUCUCCAUCGUUGCUUCUGAGUGUUUUGGUCAAGAUAUUGUGUGUUUAGGAAUGUCUUUCUCGUUGGGUAUAGAAUUUAUCUCGAAUUUUUUGACGACUCUGGCUUUUCCGUUUGUAAGUUCUACUUUUGGUAUGCACGUGAGUUUUUUUAUUCUCGCUAUGUGCUGCGCUGUUACCACGGCAAUCGUAUUCUUCAUUAUGCCCGAGACCAAAGGGAGAUCCAAAGCAGCUAUUACUGAAGAAUUGAAUCGAAGAAGAAGGAACCAUGACGAUCCAUCAAAAUUCAAUGAAACUUGA
Molecule: messenger RNA, 1227 nt
Organism: Fopius arisanus
Lineage: Eukaryota; Metazoa; Arthropoda; Insecta; Hymenoptera; Braconidae
Source: RefSeq, a predicted model, not a curated record